Molecule: messenger RNA, 2661 nt
Organism: Miscanthus lutarioriparius
Lineage: Eukaryota; Viridiplantae; Streptophyta; Magnoliopsida; Poales; Poaceae
Source: the annotation of a GenBank genome assembly
AUGGAGGGCGCCGGCAGUGCGGCGCACAGGCGGUGGGACACGUCGUCGUCGUCGCAGUACAGCUUCAGGACGUCCGUGAGCAGCGCCGCGGAGAUCACCGGCGGCGAUGAGAUGGAGGCGAGGCCACCGGCACCGCCCGUGGACAACAGAGUUUUCGUGGCCGUCCCGGAGGACGUCAAGCACGGGAAGAGCACCCUGCUGUGGGCGCUGGAGAACCUGGCCAAGGACGGCUCCGGCUCCGGGGUCGUCAUCGCUCACGUCCACUGCCCCGCGCAGAUGAUCCCCAUGAUGGGAGGAAAAGUUCAUUACACUAUGGUGAAUGCAAAACAGGUCAAUGAUCAUAGGAAGAAGGUGCGAGCAGAGGCAGAAGAGAAACUAAAUGAAUACGUCAAGAUAUGCAUAAGGCAGAAGGUCAGCUGCGAGAAAGUAAUAAUCGACAACGAGGAUGUUGCUAAAGGGCUCGAGGAGCUAAUUGCUCUUCACGGCAUCACCAGGCUUGUCAUGGGAGCAGCUGCAGACAAACAUCACUCAAAGAAAAUGAAAUCACUGAAGUCCAAGACGGCACUCAGACUGACAGAGGCAGCAGCUUCAUCGUGUAAGAUAUGGUUUACUUGUAAAGGGCAUCUUAUAUGCACCAGGGAGGCAAAUACAACUGUUCCUGCAAUACCACCAUCACCUGCGUUCACGGUUGCAUCAGAGUCAUCAGUAACCAGCGUUGGUAGCUGUCUCAGAUCAAUGACAAUCCGUCAUUCAGAGAGUAAUGCAUCAAGCUCAAACGGAAGUCCAAGGAACGAUCUGAUACGAUCGAGAACAGAAGUGGGGCUGUAUCCAUCUCUAGAAUCUAUCAGUACACCGUCUCGGCUAUAUGAAUCCUGUGGCAGGCCUACAAUAACAUCAAGAAGUUCUAUAGAUUCUUGGGAUGAAUUUGGGAGGAGAUCGCAGAACUCAUGGCACGAUGUAUCAAGAAAUGUUGAUGCGGUCACUAUCUCUGGAUUAGCAAUGCCGCAUGGAAUGCAAGAACCUGAUGAUGAGAACUUUUCAUCCCCUUCUCAUGAGCUGGAAAAUCCAGGCGUUGAUGCUAAUGCAAACAUAUACAGAAGACUCACAGAGGCUCUCAGUGAAGCUGAACGGUAUAAGAAAGAAGCACAUGAAGAAUCAGCCAAACGCCUAAGAGCUGAACUAGAUAUGGCUUCAGCUCUUGGAAAUGUAUACGAGUUAUAUCAGCAAGAGAUAAGGCAGCGCAAAACAAUCGAGGAAACACUGGCGAGCCAAGAACAGGAGAUUGAAGAAAUGAAAAGACAGCAUGAUGUGACAUCCAACGAAUUACAUGCCGUCAAAGAGCAGAAACUCGUCCGUGAACAACAAAUAACAGAGAUGGCAUCUGCUAUCAAAGAUUACGAAGAGAAGAUGGUAGCAAACGAAUACCUCACCCAAAUGCUGCAAACAGAUAAUGAGAAGCUGCAACAAGAGCGCGACGCAGCUGUAACUGAAGCUGAAGGCUUGCGCCAGAAGAAUGACAGUAAGGUUUCAGCACCAUUGCCAGCUGAAACACUGAACACCGAGUUCUCCUACUUUGAGCUGGAACAAGCCACUGAAGGUUUUGAUGAGAGGCUUAAGAUUGGCGAGGGUGGAUUCGGAAGCGUCUACAAAGGCUUCCUCCGCAACACAACCAUAGCUGUAAAGCUGCUGAAUCCACAGAGUAUGCAAGGACAGUCAGAAUUCAACCAAGAGGUUGCUGUUCUCGGUAGAGUGCGGCAUCCAAACCUUGUCACGCUGAUUGGCGCGUGCCGGGAGGCAUUCGGCCUGGUGUACGAGUUCCUCCCCAACGGCAGCCUCGAGGACCGGCUGGCGUGCACCAACAACACGCCGCCACUGACAUGGCAGCCGCACCCGGUGGUCCACGGCGACCUGAAGCCGGGCAACAUCCUCCUGGACGCCAACUUCGUGAGCAAGCUAGGGGACUUCGGCAUCUGCCGGCUCCUGAGCCAGUCCAGCACCACCACCACCAGGGCCAUCACCACGAAGCUGCACAGGACGACCACCCCGAAGGGGACCUUCGCGUACAUGGACCCGGAGUUCCUGUCCACCGGCGAGCUCACCCCGCGGUCCGACGUGUACUCGUUCGGCAUCAUCAUCCUGCGGCUCCUGACUGGGCGGCCGCCCAAGAGCAUCGCGGAGGUGGUGGAGGACGCGGUGGAGCGGGGGGAGCUGCACACCGUCCUCGACCCGACCGCGGGGGACUGGCCGUUCGUGCAGGCCAACCAGCUGGCGCACAUCGGCCUGCGGUGCGCGGAGAUGAGCCGGCGGAGGCGGCCUGACCUCGCGGGGGAGGUGUGGAAGGUGGUGGAGCCCCUCAUGAAGACCGCCUCGCUCGACGCCGGGCGGCUGUCGUUCGCGCCGUCGUCGCUGGAUGACGCGCACGCGCCAUCCUACUUCGUCUGCCCAAUCUUCCAGGAGGUGAUGAGCGAUCCUCACAUCGCCGCUGACGGGUUCACGUACGAGGCCGAGGCGAUCACGGGGUGGUUCGACAGUGGGCGCGACACGUCGCCGAUGACGAAUCUGAAGCUCGAGCACUGUGAGCUGACGCCCAACAGGGCGCUCCGCUCGGCGAUUCUCGAGUGGCAGCAGCAGUUGCAGCAGCAGCAGUGGCAGCCACUGUGA